Molecule: messenger RNA, 2825 nt
Organism: Trichosurus vulpecula (common brushtail)
Lineage: Eukaryota; Metazoa; Chordata; Mammalia; Diprotodontia; Phalangeridae
Exons: 20
Coding region: 318-1670 (450 amino acids)
Source: RefSeq, a predicted model, not a curated record
ACUCUGGAGAAGGACCACAGAACACUAAAUAUAGAACUGGAAGGUGGACCUAUGCAGCCACCUAGUUCAACACUUUCGUUUUACAAUUGAGAUUGAGUUGAGACAGAUUGAGUCCGAAUGAGACGAAGCUAUUUUCCCAGAGUCGCACAGGAAGAUCAAAAAGGACAGCACAAGAACGGUUGGGGAGCAGCUGCAAAGAGGAAUGGGCUGCCUGGGAGGUAGUGAGCUCCCCAUCACUGGAGGUCUUCAGGCCUGAAGUUUCUUCCUGCCUCCACCCCUAAUUCAUCAUCUUAGGAGCAUUGGCUCCUCCAACACAGAUGAAAGAUGGAACAGUUUCAGACUUGGUGACCCUGGAAUGCCUUGGGAGCCUCUCAAGAAUGACCUUCAAUGGAACCUACUUCAAGGAUAAGUAUUUGGACUUCUAUGCUGUUGAUCAGUUUGGCACAACAAGGAAGAUAGAUGAUGCUUUGGCCACUCAGUGUGGUUAUACCAUCGCUUCUGACCCCUGGGGCAACGUGGAGUUCCGAGCGUCUCUCCUGAGCUGUUAUUCUGUCAUCCAGAAUGACGUCAACUUUACAGUAACCGUGCAGGUCCAUGUCGCCUCUGAUCCCCAGCGCACAGAGGUUGCUAUUUAUCAGAGAAGUGUGAGCUGCUCUUACUCAUCCUGGUGUUCCAGAGAAAUUGUAUGUGAAACCAACUACAUGGAGGUCUCUGUUAAGAGAGAAGUCCCACUCAUCCCAGCCGACAUGCUCCAGGAUGAACCUGAAGAUUGGGCAGCAGCAUUCCCAGAGGCAACAUCUGGGGUGGCUUCCAUAUGGCAGAUUGUCUUUCACAUCUUGACUGGAAGAAGGGUUAUGCUGGUGAGCGAUGCCCAUGCUGCUGGCUAUGGAAUCAACACAACAGACACAAGGAUCCUCCUGCGAGCGGGAUUCAGUGCCCCCGAGGCUCAGCAAGUAAAGAUUGAAGGAGUUACUUUCUCAACCAUAAGAUCCAGCACAUUCUACAAGCAGAGCUGGGUGAUCCUCAUGGUGGACACUGCCAUUGCUUGUCCUACAGAUGAUAUCGUAUAUACAGAAGACAUGAUCACCUGGACCAUGCCAAAGAACAUUGGCCCUCUCCUCAUGGGGGCCAGCAACAUCAAGGACCUGUCUGUGGAGAUGGGUGUGGGGCUGUACAAAUUGACUGCUGCAGAUCUAAUCUCUAGAAGAUACAGUCUGAGGAGUGAUAGGAAUGCCAUCACCAUCAUGGUGCCAAUUGGUGCGGAAGGCGGGUAUUACAAGACACAUGUGCAAUCAGGGCGCUAUGGCACCUCCUAUCACAUUGCCCUGUUUCUGGAGCACCAAUGGGAAGACGACAAAUGGGGUGUGACCAAGCAUACCAUUGUAAAGGCUGUAACAACCCCACUGCAGCUCCAGGAACCCAUCCUGACCAACAAUACCAACCCCAGCCUCCACAUCUUCAACAUAUCUGUGGGCAUGUUCCUUCCUGAUGUGGAGCUCAUCAGCUUGACUAUGGAUGACCAGACCUUCCUUGUCCCAGUGGCUAAUAAGAGUGACCUCCAAAUCUAUGAGGCUGUGCAUCCAAAUGGAAGCAGAGACUUUAUCAUUGAAGUUGGUUUCCACAUGCCAGGUGUAGACAUUGAGGUGAAGACUUUCAUAUCUACACCCUGAAUGCCAGCCUCCUCUUCAGAGUGGGAGACGAUGUCUUUACUACUCCAGUGACAAUUGUCUCCAUUGUCCAUGAUGUAGUGUUGCCCAAAGUGGAAGGGCACUGUGAUGCUGAAAAUCUCUACCUCGGACUCACCCGCGGCAAUGUAGACCAGAGCUGGGUCCCCUUUCUCUCAGACAUGCGACUGACCCCAGAAGCUGCCCAGAAAUACAACUAUGGCUUUCAUGACAAUGGCACACACCUCAUCAUUCACGUCCCCUACUUUUCAGCUCAUGUGAUCUAUGAGGAUAUUGGUCCCUCAGGGAUUAGAGCCUGCCUCAAGCUGAAGAUGAAGAAUAAUCACACCCUUACCAACAUGAGGGAAUAUUCUAUUACUUGUCCCUUCUCCCCCAAAGACCUAAUAGCUUGCCAAGCCAAUGGCUCCAUGGUGGUCACGGCCCUGAUCGUUGUGAGUGUGCCAGGCCUGGACCCCUCCAGAUUCGUGCUUCGGGACAAGCACUGCGGGCCAGUGGCGGUCAACAAAACAAGUGCCACAUUUGUCUUUGGGGUCAACACCUGCGGGACGAGCAGAAAGUUUGAAGAGGACACACUGACCUAUGAGAAUGAUGUCCUGUUCUUCAGCUCAGGCUUGGAUGACCCCAUCUACCGACUCCAAUGUGCUUGUCGCUACCCCAUCAAUGAGACGGUGGUGUUUCAGUAUUGGCCAGAGAAGAGCCUGGCGCCUGGCUCUAAGCCAGGACAUGGCCAUCUUGCCAUGAUCAUGAAGCUGUCCAAAGAUGGAGCCUAUUCAGAGUUCUACAAGGAGGUUGAGUACCCGGUCCACAAGUACCUGCGGGACUCCCUGCUCUUCGAGGUGGAGCUUCUGUAUUGGGAAGACCCGCAGAUAGAGCUAUUCCUCGAAGAUUGUUGGGCUACCCCAUCCCAGGAUGGAGACAGCCAGCCCCGCUGGGACAUCAUUAUCGACAGCUGUCCCAAUGAUGAGGAUUUCCAUGAGACCAUCUUCCAUCCUGUGGAUGUGGGGCCCUUUGCCCAUCACUUGAAGAGAUACGAAGUAAGAAUGUUUGCCUUCAUGAAGGAUCAGAGAGCGCUGCUGGAAGAUGUGAGUCUGCUCGGGUUCAAGGGCUGUGAAUCCUAGAAUAAACACAAAUCCAUACUUU